Myotis lucifugus (little brown bat) is the source of this 5118-nucleotide messenger RNA. RefSeq lists its product as uncharacterized. Gene Ontology annotation, molecular function: zinc ion binding; nucleic acid binding; aspartic-type endopeptidase activity. NCBI's taxonomy places the organism in Eukaryota, Metazoa, Chordata, Mammalia, Chiroptera, Vespertilionidae. Gene Ontology annotation, biological process: DNA integration; proteolysis; virion assembly. The record is from RefSeq and is a predicted model, not a curated record.
AUGGGACAGACUCAAAUUACUCCUUUAAGCAUUAUGGUUGACCAUUUUAAAGAGGUAAGGGAAAGAGCCAGCGACCUCAGUGCGGAGGUUCGGAAAGACCGGUGGCAGACUUUUUGUUCCAGGGAGUGGCCAACCUUUGACGUCGGGUGGCCGCCGGAGGGGACUUUCGACCUCCCCAUCAUCCGCCGGGUCAGGGAUGUCGUCUCCCGACUCAGGGGUGGACAUCCUGGUCAACUCUCUUACAUUGUUACUUGGCAGGACCUCGUGGAAGACCCACCAUCUUGGCUCAGGCCCUUCCUACCUCCACGUUCUCCUGGGCCGAAGCCUAUUCUUGCCUUGCAGAGAACGGAAAAGGAGGAGAAAAAGAAGAAUCUCACCCAGCCUUCGGCCCCCCUGCACCCUGUCCUGCAAGGGGGGACUGAAGAAGAACUAAUCUUUCCUCCCCCAUAUAGCCCAUGGGGGGGCGAUCCUUCCACACCAGGAGUGGCUGGGGACGGAGUUCCAGGAGUGGCUGGGGGCGGACGGGAACUGUCUGCCGCAGCACCCGACUCCACUAUCAAGACCCUGCCCUUACGGGCCGCUGGACCCCCGGAUGCAGACAGCAACCAGCCCCAUCAUUACUGGUCUUUCUCAACAUGCGAUCUCUAUAACUGGAGGGCACAAAACCCUAAGUUUUCUGAAAAGCCGGGGGGGCUUAUUGACUUGCUAGAUUCUGUUCUUUUCACCCAUCAGCCCACAUGGGACGACUGUCAGCAGAUUUUACAGGUUCUGUUCAUGACGGAAGAGAGAGAAAGGAUCCUCAAUGAGGCCCGGAAAGUGGUUCCAGGUGUGGACGGAAACCCAACUGCCAACCAGGUCCAGAUAGAUGUCUCUUUUCCCUUAACUAGGCCUGAAUGGGAUUUCAACACGGCAGAGGGUAAGGAGAGGCUUUCGGUCUACCGCCAGACCCUUAGGGGUCUCAGAAUGGCUGCUAGAAAGCCAACUAAUUUGGCCAAGGUGGGGAAUGUUCAGCAGGAAAGGGAUGAGUCUCCAGCUGCCUUUUUAGAACGGAUCAUGGAGGCUUACCGCACCUACACCCCCAUGAAUUCAGAAGCUCCUGAAAACAAGGCAGCUGUGAUCAUAAGCUUUGUAAACCAAUCGGCCGCAGAUAUUAAAAAGAAACUACAAAAAGUAGAUAGGUUGGGAGAGAAGAGUUUACAGGAUUUACUGGCAGUGGCAGAGAAGGUGUACAAUAACCGAGAGUCUCCAGAAGACAGGCAGGCUCGCGUCGUGGCUGCCACUAGCAGUAGGCAAGCUCGGGACCUGGCUAGGGUCCUGCUGGCUACGACCAUGGACUCCCCCAGGGAGCGAGACCGUCGCCUCCGACAGCUUGCAAGCAAUAAAGGAAGAGGUAAGCAGACCACCCGAAAAGGGAGGCGGGGGCUUCGGAAGGAUCAGUAGUUUUGCAUGGGAAUAGGGCACUGGGCUCGAGAGUGUCCGGAGAAGGCCGGUGAGAAGGGAGACAGGACCGACCGAGUUAAGGUCUUAGAGCUGGGUGAACUGAGUGAUUAGGGGAGUCAGGGUUCGGACCCCCUCCCCAAGCCCAGGAUAACUCUCAGAGUGGAGGGGACUCCUGUUAACUUCCUUGUUGACACCGGGGCACAACAUUCGGUCCUCCGCACCCCGCAAGGAAAACUGGCGAACAAAAAGUCCUGGGUGCAAGGGGCAACUGGUAUAAGCCAGUAUUCAUGGACUACCCGAAGAACAGUAGAUUUAGGAACGGGCCGGGUAUCCCACUCUUUCAUGGUGAUACCGGAAUGCCCUUACCCACUAUUGGGACGGGACCUACUGACCAAAAUUGGUGCUCAGAUAACUUUCAGACAAGGGCCUCAGGUCACCGAUGGGGAGGGCCGCCCCAUUCAGGUCCUGACCAUGAGGCUAGAGGAUGAGUAUCGCCUCUACCAGAAGGCUUCCCCAGUAGAGGGCAGUAUGGACAAAUGGCUACAAGAAUUCCCAACAGCUUGGGCAGAGAGGGGGGUGGGGCUGGCCGCCCACAGGGCCCCAGUCCUGGUAGAACUAAAACCAGGAGAAGGUCCAGUAAGAAUCAAGCAGUACCCCAUGCCUCAGGAGGCACGGAAGGGAAUUCAGGCUCAUAUCAGGAGACUGAAGAGCUUGGGGGUGUUAGUCCCCUGCCAGUCUGCGUGGAACACUCCGCUACUGCCGGUUAAAAAGCCACAGACAAACAACUACAGGCCAGUACAGGACCUCCGAGAAGUAGAUAAAAGAGUUAUGGACAUACACCCAACAGUCCCAAACCCGUACACUCUCUUGAGCUCCUUGGCGCCCUCUAAAGUCUGGUACACGGUAUUAGAUCUGAAAGAUGCCUUCUUCAGUCUACCGCUAGUACCUCAAAGUCAGCCCCUAUUCGCCUUCGAGUGGCAUGACCCAGAGGAGGGCUUCAGUGGACAGCUGACCUGGACACGCCUACCCCAGGGGUUCAAAAACUCGCCCACCAUCUUCGACGAGGCACUGCACGAGGACCUGGGUGAGUACAGAAGGGAACACCCCAACCUGACCCUCCUCCAGUACAUAGAUGACAUCCUGAUUGCUGCCGACACAGCCAAGGACUGUGAGCGGGGGACCCAAGAUCUAUUGGCCACCCUGGGGGCCUUAGGGUACUGGGCAUCCGCGAGGAAGGCUCAGUUAUGCCGAGAAAGGGUGAGUUACCUGGGAUACAUCCUAGAGGGCGGGCAGCGGCGGUUAUCGGAUGCCAGAAAAGAGACUGUUUUGAAAAUCCCUACUCCCACCUCUCGAAGAGAAGUGAGGGAAUUCCUAGGAUCAGCUGGCUACUGCCGCCUCUGGAUACCGGGUUUUGCCGAAAUCGCCAGGCCCCUAUAUGAAGCUACCAAAGAGGGAAGGGCGUUUGACUGGACUGAGACAGAUGAAGCUGCCUUUAGGCAGUUGAAGAAAGCCCUUCUAGGUGCUCCAGCCCUGGGCCUGCCAGAUAUUACGAAGCCCUUUCAUCUCUUUGUAGAUGAACACAAAGGGAUAGCAAAAGGGGUCUUGACUCAAGCUUUAGGCCCCUGGAACCGCCCAGUGGCUUACUUGUCCAAGAAGUUAGAUCCUGUAGCUGCUGGCUGGCCACCGUGCUUGAGAAUUAUCGCGGCAACUGCGCUCUUAGUCAAAGACGCUGACAAACUGACCCUGGGGCAGGAAAUCAGGAUUACAACCCCACAUGCCAUUGAGGGAGUCCUGAAGCAGCCUCCCAAUAGAUGGAUGAGUAACGCACGUAUAACCCAUUACCAGAGCCUCCUACUCAACCCUCCAAGAGUGCGGUUCCACCCCAGUGCGGCCCUCAAUCCUGCUACUUUGCUGCCCGACCCUGACUUAGAUGCCCCACUACACGACUGUGUGGGAAUCCUAGAGCAAGUGCAUGGACUCCGGAAGGACUUGACCGACCAGCCCCUCCCUGAUGCAGAGGCCACCUGGUUCACGGAUGGAAGCAGCUUCGUGCGAGACGGGUGCAGGUACGCGGGUGCAGCGGUGGUCACUGAAACGGACACUGUGUGGGCAGAGGCCCUGCCCCCCGGGACGUCAGCCCAGCGAGCAGAACUCAUCGCCCUUAUUAAGGCACUGACGCUGGGGGCUGGGAAGUGGCUUAACGUUUAUACAGACAGCCGUUAUGCAUUUGCUACAGCUCAUGUCCACGGGGCAAUCUAUCAGGAGAGAGGGCUGCUGACAGCAGAGGGACGGACAAUAAAAAAUAAGCAGGAGAUUCUCGAUCUUCUUGCGGCCUUAUGGCUUCCUGCCAAGUUAGCCAUAAUCCACUGCCAGGGGCACCAGAAAGCCGAUGACCCGGUAGCAAGAGGUAACCAAAAGGCUGACCGGGCUGCGAAGGCAGUAGCCCUUACCUCGGUCCCUACCAAGGCCUUACAACUCCCAGACCCGGGGGACCCAGUCUUACCAGACCAGCCCAAGUACUCCCAGGAAGAAUUGCAACGUAUCAGAAAGCUCCCCAGAGCCCAGGAAAUAAAGGGAUGGUGGUAUACACCAGAAGGGGAACUUAUACUGCCAGACCGGCUCGGGGACACGGUAUUAGAACAUAUGCACCGGUCCACUCACCUGGGAACCCGGAAAAUGAAGGACUUAAUCCGACGUGCCGGGAUCAAGAUUCACCAGCAGAAUACCAAGAUAAAUCAGGUUGUGUCUGCCUGCAAGACCUGUCAACUCACGAACACGAGAGUUGGAUCAAAUGAAAAAGGGACCAGGCUCAGAGGCACCAAACCGGGAGCACAAUGGGAGGUCGACUUCACUGAAAUUAAACCAGGGAAGUAUGGUUAUAAAUACCUUUUAGUUUUUAUAGAUACCUUCUCUGGCUGGGUAGAGGCAUACCCAACCAAGCAUGAAACAGCUCAGACGGUGGCCAAGAAGCUGCUGGAAGACAUCUUACCCAGGUAUGGUUUUCCUGCUAUGAUAGGGUCCGACAACAGGCCAGCCUUUAUUUCACAGGUAACACAGGUAGUAACCAGGGCUAUUGGGGCAAAUUGGAAAUUACAUUGUGCUUAUAGGCCCCAGAGUUCAGGUCAGGUAGAAAGGAUGAACAGAACUCUAAAAGAGACCCUUACCAAAUUAACCAUGGAGACUGGCGGGGACUGGGUGGCUCUCCUACCGUAUGACCUUUACCGGGUAAGGAACUCCCCAUACACCCUGGGCUUUACUCCCUAUGAAAUCAUGUUUGGCAGGCCACCCCCUAUCAUUCCUAACCUUAAAGCUGACCUUCUUGCUGAAUUUGAAAAUCAAGAUCUAUCUCUUUCCUUGAGAGGGCUUCAGAAGGCGCAUGAGCGCCUCCGCGCCAUCUACGAAACCAGCCCAACCCCAACUCCUCAUCAACACAGACCCGGAGAUUGGGUCUACGUCAGAAGGCGUCACCAAGAAACCCUUGAGCCACGUUGGAAGGGUCCCUACACCGUGGUGCUGACGACCCCCACCGCUCUCAAGGUAGACGGCGUCGCAACCUGGGUCCAUCACACUCACGUCCGGUCAGCGGAUCCAUCCAUGACCCGGAAGGACUGCAUCACCAAAUGGAGCAUCGAUCAAGAUCAACGCAACCCGCUCAAGCUCAAGCUACAGCGUGCUUGA